This is a messenger RNA of Hydra vulgaris (swiftwater hydra), 1532 nucleotides long. RefSeq lists its product as uncharacterized. The record is from RefSeq and is a predicted model, not a curated record. NCBI's taxonomy places the organism in Eukaryota, Metazoa, Cnidaria, Hydrozoa, Anthoathecata, Hydridae.
AUUUAACUUUAACUUUGUAGAAAUAAAUCAUUUUAAAAUGGAGAAUACUUUUUUUGACAAUGACAAACCACAUAGUAAAGCUAAAAGAAAGCUACUUCAUACAAUAGUGCAAUCAGUAGUGGAAAUCAGAUUUGCUCAGCAACAAAAAAAAAAUUGUGAAGGUCGUAUAAUAAUGACAUAUGUUGAUGCUUUCGCUGGGAAAGGGUAUUAUGGCACCAGGAAAAAUCCUAAGGAAAUCAGCGACGAAAAUAUUGAUGAACUCGGAACUCCAAUUAUUGCUUUACAUGUAUUCUUAACAAAAAUUCGUCAGGUAAAAUGCAGCUGCUCCAUCAAUUUUAUUUUUAAUGAUAGCGCAAACAUUCAGAAUCUUAGGGAUUAUGUUGAAGAAUAUUUAAUGUUUAAUUCAAAGAUUAAUGUUGAUGAAAGUUGUAAAGAGGAUCAUCAAAAUUCUAGCCUUGAAUACUCAAUCAAAUCAGGAUCAUUAAGUCACACUAUCCUUAUUAGGUUUACUCGUUUAAAGAUUGAAAAUGAGGAAACAUUUGAAAAGAUGAAGUUAGAUGAAAUUAAAGGACCUGCUUUAAUUUUUUUUGAUCCUUUUGGAAUAAAAGUACCAGUGGAAUUUAUUCAGAAACUUAUGAGAGUCGAUAGAGAAAUUAUAGUUAACUUGAAUAUACAGUUUGCAAAAAGAGCUCUUAAGAAUCCACGGCUAGCUGAAGCAUACCCUCAAUAUUUGGGUGAAGCUAUGAGUAACUUAACAUUAUCUGACAAUCCUUCCGAUCCUUGCAGUGAUUAUUCUAAAAUUGCAAGGCAAUAUAUUGAAAACCUGAAGAAAAUGUACGAUGAAUUGUACGGUGAAACUCGUAAACUUUAUGCUUCUAGGUUCAUAUUUAGAAAAGGAAAAUUAAAGCCUAAUAACGCAGAGUUUUUUAACUUUAUAGUAGCAACCUCAAGUCUUAUGGUUUUGCAGGCUGUUAAACAAAAAUUUCAAAAUUUAAAUCAACAAGAAGGGCAAGCUGCUUUUUCUGACUUCUACGACCUUAACGGAAUACAGGUUACAGAAAAUAGGAAAACCGACGAUUCUUAUGAAUCUGAAUUUAUUUUCAAUUAUUUUAGUAAUUUUAAUAAUGGGGAAUUUAAACUCGGAGUGUUGAAGAAACUGAUUUUGGAAGAAACUCCAUUUCCGUUUCAUUCAAAACCUCUAAGAAAGCUUGAACAAGAUCGUAAAAUACAAAUAAUUUCUGUAAGCAAAAAUGGUUCACCAAUGGAAAGAAAAAAUAAUUCACUUUGUUGUAAAGUGAGUCACACAGAAUUUUGUGAAGGGCAAGAAUAUGGAAAUUUUUGGACAAUUAAGUUUUUGUAAAAACAAUAACAACAACAACAACAAACUAUUCAUUCAUUGGAAAAAUCUUUAAUGCACGUUCUUUUUGCCGCUUUAAAAAUAGUUUACAUAAAAAAAUAUAAAAUAAAACUUUUUCAAUAUAACUUAAUAAUAGUUUGUAUUAUAAUUAAAUAAUUAUUUUUAAUCUUCAUGA